Messenger RNA from Peronospora belbahrii, 1971 nucleotides. The record is from the annotation of a GenBank genome assembly. NCBI's taxonomy places the organism in Eukaryota, Oomycota, Peronosporomycetes, Peronosporales, Peronosporaceae.
AUGGAUAUGCGGACACAUAGUUGUCAGUCAUGGAGCUCCACCCAUCAAGACUUUACAAGUCUUCGCUUUUUUGUCUAUACUGGUGGAGAUCCUGGAUUUACGCUCACAACAUCUCCACAGUCGAACGAUAAUGUUUACUCUAUAGCAUUUGAUGAGGAUGCCGAGCUUCGAGUGGAUCGUGUCACGGCUUUAAAGGUCUGGGACGCUGGCAUUCGACCAGGUGAUAUCUUGGAAACGGUCUCAGAUAAGCGAGUACAUACUAUGGACACUGAGGCAGCCUUGGUGUUGGUCAAAAUGGCCAAAUGUCCGUCAAUCAUUCGGUUUCGGUCGUCAACAAGCGGUACACGCGUGCGCUUUGAUGUUUUACUUGGGCGUCAAAAGCUUGGUGUGUUUUUUACAGGAGAUGGAGGUCACGAUAUCCCAAUUGUAACUCGAAUUGGCAGUCAACCAAGAUUGCAGGGUUAUAAUCGUGAUUCGGUAUCCGCUUCGGGGGCUUGUCUUGGUGACGUACUUGUAGCAGUAAAUGGCAACGACGCGGUCGCGGUUGGACUGAGCAUGACGACAAAAUACCUGGAAACGUGCCCACGGCCAGCAAAACUAACUUUUGAGCGCUUUAUGACCGAUGACUUCACCAAUAGAUGCUUUACUAUGCAAGCCCCAAGCAAAGAAUCUGGACAGCACCAGCGACAAUCAUCUUAUCAGCACGAUAUGAUUGUUGCAAAUGGUAUGCAAGCUCGAGAUCUAAGAAGUUCUGCAAGCUAUCGCUGCAAGAGCUUCAUAAAAGCAAUGACACCAAAAAGUAUUCAUACGGCUUCGUCAAUCUUACAAGAAAAAGCUGAAAAUCACGCUGGACAUCCUGAAAUGCGCGACAACGUCGUCGUAGAAUGGACGAGCGGACCUCUUGGUUUGACGUUGCUUGAAGAUGCCAUAUCAGGAGCACCAAUCGUGAAUCGCUUGACUGGAAAAGGCUCAUCGGCCAAUAUGGAGCGCCUUCAACACGGGUUCCAACUUUACUCGGUAAAUGGCGUUAAAACGGAAGGCCGCUUGCUACAAGAUCUCCACCGUGAUCUGUUGACGCUACCAAAGCCUCUAAAGCUAGUAUUUUGUCCUGCUCAUUCCAACGGUAUUUGUGAGAAAGACAGCGAGUCUCAUCGUAAGCUUAGUUCUUUGUCUUCGUCUUCAUCAAUUGCUCCAGCGAUCUCGAUUCAAAGUGAUGUUGAGCUUGAUGAAGGCGCUCACAGAGCGUUGGUCACGGCACCGGUAGCACAGGGCCGUCACUCCCAACAAGUACCUGCGAUUGACGAACAAUACGAAUACGAGGUGGUAUGGACUUCGAACCGGCUUGGAUUGCAACUCGAGAUAUCACACAAACCAACAAAGAAGGACAAGGCUGAUAAACUGCCCACUCGUCGCCACUACCCAAUCGUCCGCAAAAUUCUCAAGGAGUCUACGCUUGGACUACCGAGUGACGCUGUAGGGCAUUUGUUCGUGUCCAUCAAUAACUGGCAUACAUCUGGCUUGAGCGUAGAAGAACUUCGUACGCUUCUAGGAGCUGCGUCAAAACCUGCUCUACUACGCUUUCGCAGACAAGACGGAUUGCCGGAUUUUCAACGAACAUUUUUGUCGAAAUCCUCGUGCGGUACAGACGAGCAUUACAUGGACAGAAAAGCAACACUUGGGUCAGCCUAUAGCAUCCUCUGGAGCAAAGGAAAGCUAGGCAUUGUCUUUGGGUGCUACGAAGAUGCAGAUUGUCACAAUCUCCUGGUGGUCUAUGUCAAAAGCAUUGGGCCAGGACAAGCCCGGAACUCCAAGUUUGUUGCCGUCGGUGACAUUCUCUGCAGCAUCAACGGUCGAAAUCUCCCACCAAAGCACAGCUUCAAGAAAACGAUGCAGUCGCUAAUUAAUAUUUCGCAGCCUGUCACCUUAGGAUUUCGUCGACUCUUGGUCGAGCGCUGUUCCGACUGGAAUUGA